UACUGCUCACUCGUACGCGCUCUCUACCAUAGUCCAGACAGCGUACCUUACCACAACUACUUCCAUGCUUUGUGCGUCGCGCAAUUGGCCUACCUCCUUCUGCGUGAUGCAAAACUCCUGCAUGAAGUGAGACCCAUCGAGUUCCUGGCGGUCAUCUUAGGCUCCCUAGGACACGACGCGGGGCAUCGCGGUUUUACGAACCAAUUCGAAGUGUCGACCAAAAGUGACCUGGCCUUGAGGUACAACGACUUGUCGGUGUUGGAGAACCAUCACGCGAGUAUCAGUUGGGGCUCCAUCGUCUCUGCAGGAGUCGCGUUGCAGGUCUCGAUGCAAGACUGUCUACCAGCACAUACGGCAGAACAGGACCAAAGUGGCAGUGCAGGUGACCAAACCGCAACUAAGCCGUCCAACACUGCAGGAGCGUCAGCAGGAGCAUCCUCAUCAGGUUCUACCACCUCACCAGCCUCACCAGCUAGCAGAGUGGUCCCUCCAAAAAUCUCUCCUACUCUCGACCGCUUCCGUCUGUUGUUCGUUUCCGGGAUCAUCAACACGGAUAUGAAAUUUCACGGCGAGCACAUUCAGAAAGCGCAUCACGUGGUCAAAUACUGCCAAGAUCGAGACGCGAAGGUAGGAGAUGAAGACAUCUACGCGCCAGACGAAGAUGAGGACGAUGACACGACGUCGAGCAGUUCAUCGGGUUCGGAAGGAUCCGCUGUAGACGUAGAGGAGCUUGUUGAGAGGCAGCUGUUGACCGAAGCGGAGGAUGAUGAUAUUCUAGACGUGGAAUUGGAUGAGGAACUCGAUGCUGCUGAGAAUGAAGAAGGAGGUGGUGGAGCUUCUGGCUCUGACGACAUUAGGAAAAGGUAUAGCAAAAGAACCAGUAAGAGUCGUGACAGUCGUACCAGCAACGGUCCGAGAGCGGUGGAGAUGUCUCCGAAUCUGAAGCCCGCCUCAGAGGCUACCGCGAGCAAAGAGAGCACAGCAGGACCAUUGCACCUACCAAACGUUCCGGGUCGUGGUCCCUGCUCUCAAGUGGACCAAGAUCGAGCAAGUAAUGCCAGUCACGAGACUGUCGAUGUCGAAAUGAGUGGGGAGGGGGACGAGGAAGAUGAUGCGGACGGCGAAGGUGAAGAUCAAGAUGGAAAUGGUAACAUCAAGAAAAGUUCUAACUCGGGAUCUAAAAACUACUCGGGAUCGGGUGAUAAACGGGCUACAACUUCUCGUGCCAGUGGUCGUGUAUCAAAUACUAGUGGUAAGAGGAGGCUUAGUGGCGCUAGUGCAACGUCUUCGGGUGCAGAAGCGAGUGCAUCAACAUCUUCUAGGAACAAAACCAACAAAACCAAAGGCACUUCCCCAAAGAGCACAUCCAGCAAGACCAAGAGCGGCGCAUCCCCUAAACGCAGCAAGAACGAUAGCAAAGUUGUGUCUAGGGCUAGCAGUGGAGGUGGGAAGAUCAAGAGGAGCACGAAAACACCAGUUAAGCCGCCACUGGAACCUCUGCCGGAUAAUGUAAGACAAGACGUCUGCGAACUCUUCUUGCACUUAGCAGACAUCGGCAACAUGGUGACCCCGCUGAAACAAAGCGUGCGAUGGAAGAAAAUCGUACUAUUCUUUUUUUGAAUCUUAGAUUGGUGGCUUCGCGAUAGCCUCAUAUUCGUGCAUCAGAAACUCAUUGUGAUGUUUGUGUCGAGUCAUUUUCAUUACAAGAAGGUUUUCUACGCAGAUCCAGCGUGUCCAUCCUUGUCUUUAUCCUUAUCGAUUCUUAUCUCCAUAAUCAUCCCCUCUCCACCCACAGGUCCUCGCUGAAUUCGAGUCUCAGGCUAUCGCGGAAACGAAGCUUGGCCUACCGAUCUCCAUGUUUCCGGACGGCUUAGACACCCCUAUCAAACGAGCAAGGACCCAGGUCGGCUUCCUGAACUAUGUCGUGAUGCCAUUGUUCAAUGUGUUG
Amoebophrya sp. A25 is the source of this 1948-nucleotide messenger RNA. The record is from the annotation of a GenBank genome assembly. Lineage: Eukaryota; Dinophyceae; Syndiniales; Amoebophryaceae.